AUGACUAUUGCGACUACUCUACCAUUAUUGGUUACGACUGCCUUUGCUUGUUACCUAUUUCCUAGUGACGUGCCGGAUCCGUGUAAAGGAGUGACGUGCGGACCUGGGGAGCAGUGUAGACCCACGGCAGACGCAAAAAGUUACAAUUGCGAAUGCCCAACCUCCUGUCCCAGUUAUGGAGACCACGAAGGCUCUCUACCACUUUGCGCAAGCGACGCGAGAGACUACCCAGGAAUAUGUGAGAUGCGCCGAGCUGCCUGUGAGACGCACACGAAUAUAACUUUCAAGUAUUAUGGAAAAUGUGAUCCCUGUGCAGGUGUCACCUGCCCAGAUCCAGAAGUUUGUCAACUAGACGAUAAUCGCCAGCCUCUGUGCCGCUGUGCAGAGUCGUGCCCUCUUGAGUUCUCUCCUAUUUGCGCUUCCGAUGGGAAAACUUACUCUAAUGAAUGUCAGAUGCACAGGGAGUCGUGUCGUGCAAGAAAACAAUUAAAACUUAUUUUCAAAGGACAGUGUAGUUCUGGAGUAAAUCCGUGCGCGGAAGUAGAGUGUCGUUACGGCGCGGAGUGUCGCGUUGAAGGCAGCGGUGCGGUGUGCGCGUGUCCGCCACCUUGCGAGCCCGUACUUCGACCGGUAUGCGGCUCUGACGCGCGUACACACGACAGUGAGUGCGAGCUCGGGCGAGUAGCGUGUCUUUUGGGGAGAGAGCUCAGGGUUGUGCACGCUGGUGCUUGUGGAUCAAACGGAGUGUGUGCGGGUCGCGUGUGCCCACACGGGGGCGAGUGCGUGUCCACGGGCGGGCGAGGCUUGUGUCGCUGUCCGCGCUGUUCGAACGAGUUCGCGCCCGUUUGCGGCUCAGACGGUAUCUCCUAUGGGAACCGAUGCAAGCUGCAGCUCGAGGCUUGUCGACACAGAAGGCACGUGCAAGUGCUUUACGACGGACCCUGCAAUGGAUGCGAAAAUAAGAAAUGUGAGUUUUAUGCGGUUUGUGAGAGUGACGGGGUUACAGAAGCAAGUUGCGUUUGUCCAAAACACUGUGAAGAUGGAACUGAAACAGAAGAAGUUUGUGGAAACGAUAAUCAAACUUACAGUAGUGUCUGUGCUCUACGUGACGUAGCUUGCCGGGAGAAAAAACGACUUCACGUAAAACAUAUGGGUUCUUGUGAGUCGUGUGGUGGCGUCCAAUGUCCCAACGGAAUGUGGUGUUCGCGCGGUAAGUGCUCGUGCGCGGCGACGUGCACGGACGCGCCGCGCGAGCCCGUCUGCGCGGACACGCACCGCACCUUCCCCGACGAGUGUUCGCUCCAACGGGCCGCGUGCGAGGCGCGCAUGCGCGGCGAAACCGCUCCGCAAGUCGCUUACUAUGGGGAAUGCACGGAUUCGCAUGAUGGAAACUUCACUGAAGGCGAUAACUCGGGCAAGGUGCUGGAGACGGGCAACGAGAUCCGCGCGUCCGACGAGACGGCUCGCUCGAGCGGCGCCGGCGGCGCGGCGGCGUGCGCGCGCGUCACGUGCGCGCACGAGGCCACGUGCGCGGUGGACGCGGCCGGCGCGCCGCGCUGCGCCUGCCUGUUCGACUGCGGCGCCGCGCCGCCCGCGCCCGUGUGCGCCUCCGACCUGCGCCUCUACCCCGCCCUGUGCCACAUGAAGCUGGAGGCGUGUCGCCGGCAGGAGGACCUGCGUCUGCGCCCGCUCGCACUCUGCAGAGGACUAGAGUUUCGACCUUGCGGAGACGACGAGCCUCUUACGGAUGCCGAAGGUCGUAUAAUGGACUGUGGUGGCGGUCCGCAUCGAAAAGACUGCCCAGUUGGGAGCUACUGCCAUCACACCGCUAAGGCUGCACGUUGUUGUAGAAAAGAUAAAUCAGUCGAAGAGAAGAAAGAUUGUCAGGAAUCCUGGUACGGUUGUUGCGGGGACGGUGUCACCCCGGCUCGGGGUCCGGGUGGGGCCGGCUGCCCUUCACAGUGUGGCUGCCACCGGCUCGGAUCCGUUUCGGAACAGUGCGACGAGACCGGCCAGUGUCGGUGCCGGCCCGGUGUGGGCGGACAUAAGUGUGACCGCUGCGAGCCAGGCUACUGGGGCCUGCCCCGGAUAGGAACGGGACAUACGGGUUGUAUACCAUGCGGCUGCUCGGCAUUCGGGUCAGUUCGUGAAGAUUGCGAACAAAUGACGGGUCGCUGUGUGUGCAAGCCUGGCAUACAAGGACAGAAGUGUACCGUGUGUUCUAAUCACGAACACACCCUUGGGCCCACCGGUUGUUUUGAUCCGGAAUCGACCCAGCUUCCAGCUACCGAUUGUGAGCACAUGACAUGCUAUUUUGGGGCCUACUGUGUGAUCCGAAGCGGGCUCGCGACUUGCGAGUGUGGUGCUGUGGAAUGCGCGGCGUCUGAGGAGCCUGCAGUAUGCGGGAGCGAUGGCCGCACCUACCUGUCUAACUGUCACCUCCGGGCACAUGCUUGCAGGACACAGGCAGACGUCGUUGUUCAAGCGUUCGGUCCCUGUGGCGACGAAGCCCCCACUGUCCGGAGAGAGAAAGUACAUAUUGCAAACGUUACCUCGAGGGAAAGUGAAGAUAACGUCGGUUGUAAUAAAAACCUAUCUAAAAAUGUUCACAUCGAAAGCGAGUCUGAGGAGCAAUAUAUUACAAAUGAGGUUGAGGAAAAUUAUCCAAUUUAUGAAGAAUACAUGGAGGGCCCUGAAAACGAAAUUUAUACGGCGCCAUUAUUUGACGGGUUGGCUCGUAUGACGGCUAGGACACGUUUGCCCGCUAAACGAUUCGACAUAUGGGCAGAAGUGUCAGCCGUGUGUGGAAGGGGCGCCUUAAUAAGUGCCUCAGGUGUGAGAGAUUAUUUAUGGCUUGGGCUCGUGGACAACAGAGCUGUUCUGCGUUGGGACGCAGGGAGCGGCCCCUUAGAGUUACAUUCUGGAAAAGUAAAACUCGAUGUGAAGUCUAAAAUAUCUGCUAGAAGGUAUAAAAAAGAUGCGAUGCUUAAAUUGGGAUCGUCGACUGCCCGGGGUUCGAUGCACGGACGUAUGAACUCACUCGAUGUGGAUCCGUAUAUUCACGUCGGCAAGCCGCCUGCCAAUGUUACGAAGUUAUCAGGUACGCACUCACUGCAUGGGUUUGUCGGUUGCGUGCAUCGCUUACGGGUGAGCGGUCGUGACGUUAUCCCCCCCUCGAGAGGUCUCUCCGUCAUCGCUGAAGGCCUUCGACCUUGCACUCCGUACAAUCUCGCUCAAAUCGAAUGUCCUUGAAAUUAUUGUACACAUUUAAAAAACAUUUUAAAGAGCACGUGAGAAUUCUGACAUUUUUAAAAAUAGUUCAAUAUAUUUCAUUCUUAUAUUGUAUUUUGUGAUUAAUCUUACUGUGAUCAAGAAAAAGUAACCAUUUUCUAAAUUACACAACUAUGGUUCCUUGACGUCCUUAAGAAAUUUCUUAAAUUCAUUGAUUAUACAAAUAUUUCUAAGUUCGUAGUUAUUUUUAAAGUGCGAAUAAAUACGUUAAGUAGAUACGUACUGAUA
This is a messenger RNA of Melitaea cinxia (Glanville fritillary), 3519 nucleotides long. Its product is annotated as agrin-like. Gene Ontology annotation, molecular function: protein binding. The transcript has 15 exons. The record is from RefSeq and is a predicted model, not a curated record. The coding region runs from base 1 to 3252 and encodes 1083 amino acids. NCBI's taxonomy places the organism in Eukaryota, Metazoa, Arthropoda, Insecta, Lepidoptera, Nymphalidae. Gene Ontology annotation, biological process: cell differentiation; multicellular organism development.